UCGCCCCCCUUCCUCAUUGCAUCAUGAAAGCCACAUUCUCCCGCCAAGUGUACAGUGGCCACGGCGGCCGUCGAGGCGGGGGAGGGUCCCAGAGGGUCUUCAGCUCGUCCUCGGCCAGCGGUGGCGGGGGAGGCGGCUGCCGAACCACAUUCAGCUCGGUGACCGUGGCACGAGGAAGUGGCGGGGGAGGCUUCGGCAGCCGCAGCCUCUACAACCUUGGGGGCGGGAAGAGCAUCUCGGUCAGCGUGGCUGGAGGUGACCGGGCCCGUGGGUUCGGGGUGGGAGGUGGCGGCUUGGCCUGUGGGAUGGGGGGCUUCGGAGGGACGUAUGGGCCCCCGAGGGGUGCCUUUCCCGCCUGCCCCCCUGGGGGCAUCCAGGCCGUGACCAUCAACCAGAGCCUCCUGCAGCCGUUGAACGUGGAGAUCGACCCUGAGAUCCAGCGGGUGCGGACCCAAGAGCGCGAACAGAUCAAGACCCUCAACAACAAGUUCGCCUCCUUCAUCGACAAGGUGCGUUUCCUGGAGCAGCAGAACAAGGUGCUGGAGACCAAGUGGGAGCUGCUGCAGCAGCAGGGCCAGGGCACGGGGGUGACCAAGAGCAACCUAGACCCCAUCUUUGAAAGCUACCAGAGCAGCCUGCGGCGCCAGCUGGACUGUCUGCAGAGCGAGAGGGGACGGCUGGACUCCGAGCUCAAGAGCAUGCAGGAUUUGCUGGAUGAAUACAAAAACAAGUAUGAAGAUGAAAUCAACAAGCGAACGGCGGCAGAGAAUGAGUUUGUGGUGCUCAAGAAAGACGUGGACGCAGCCUACAUGGGCAGGGUGGACCUGCAGGCCAAGGUGGGAACUCUGACGGAGGAGAUCAACUUCCUGAGAUGUCUCUAUGAGGCGGAGCUGUCCCAGGUGCAGACCCACGUCAGCGACACCAACGUGGUCCUGUCCAUGGACAACAACCGCUGCCUGGAUCUGGACGGCAUCAUCGCCGAGGUCAAGGCCCAGUACGAGGAGAUCGCCCGGAGGAGCCGGGCCGAGGCCGAGUCCUGGUACCAGAGCCAAUACGAGGAGCUGCAGGUCACCGCCGGCAAACACGGCGACCAUCUGCGUGAUACCAAGAAUGAGAUCUCGGAGCUGACCCGCACAAUCCAGCGGCUGCAGAGUGAGAUCGACACGGCCAAGAAGCAGUGCCAGCAGCUGCAGACGGCCAUCGCGGAUGCGGAGCAGCGCGGGGAUAUGGCCAUCAAGGACGCCCAGGCCAAGUGGGCUGACCUGGAAGCCGCCCUGCACAAUUCCAAGGAAGAGCUGGCCCGGCUCUUGAAGGAUUACCAGGAGCUGAUGAAUGUCAAGCUGGCACUGGACGUGGAGAUUGCCACUUACCGGAAGCUGCUGGAGUGCGAGGAGAGCAGGAUGUCUGGAGAGUGUCCAAGUGCUAUCAGCAUCUCCGUGUCGGGCAGCUCCAGCACCGUCUCCGGAGGGGCCUGCCGGGUCGGCUUUGGAGGCAGCGUGAGCAGCGGCGUGAAGGGAGGCUACGGCUCGGGCUACAGCUCGGGCUACGGCUCGGUCGGCGGAGGGGGCGGUGGCUACGGUGUGGCCAAGGGCGGGUCCGGGCCAGGCAGCACCUCGGUCAUCAAGAAGUCCAUGACCACCACGGUCAAGUCCUCCAGCCGGAGAUACUGAUGCCCACAGUCCACGGGGAGACCGACCACAGCUCCAAUGACCCGCAUGCCCCCUCUCUCUUCCUCGCCAGCACCCCCUGCCCCAUGUCCCCUCCCACAGUCACCCCCUAAGCCUGCAGCCUCCAGGAAGACUUCCCAGAAAACCACAUUCAGGAAGGGCCCAGAGUGAGCUCAUCUGUGUAUAUUUGCAUGCAUUAUUUCGCAUUCCAGACAAAGAUGAGCCAGGAGGCCUCCAGCAUGGCCCCUAUAUAUAUCUGCAUGUAAUCAGCUUACCAUACAUAUGACUUGCAUGCAAUUUGCAUUUCACGGUCCCCCUCUCCAUUCCCCUUCCCCCACUAGGAGGGUCUGGGAAAGGUGAUAACUGGUAUGAAACCAGUUUGGGGAGUGGGGGGUGGCGACAGAGGCAACCCAGAUUCUAGAUCACUCUGACACAUGCCAGUUAUUGGCACCGGGGUCCCCCAUGCCAGCACAGAAGGCGGAUCUGGUGAGUGGGUUUUGGGGGUCCGCUAUCUGCAACAGUGCUCACCUGGUCCCGUUGUCUCUCCUGGCUUUCACCGAACCCCCUCCUCUGCUUCCCCAGACCCUCGAGGCCGGGAGCGGUGGCAGUGGUGGGGGUGGGGGGGCUCCGUACCGUAUUUACUCACCUAGAAGUCGCGGCACUUGCUAGGCCCCCAAAGCUUUCAGCCGGAAGGCGGGUGUGGGAGCAAUAAAGCUAUCUUGGAAGCAUCA
This is a messenger RNA of Ornithorhynchus anatinus (platypus), 2398 nucleotides long. RefSeq names its product keratin 79 (gene KRT79). Lineage: Eukaryota; Metazoa; Chordata; Mammalia; Monotremata; Ornithorhynchidae. The record is from RefSeq and is a predicted model, not a curated record. The transcript is spliced from 9 exons. Gene Ontology annotation, biological process: intermediate filament organization; keratinization. Gene Ontology annotation, molecular function: structural constituent of skin epidermis. Gene Ontology annotation, cellular component: keratin filament. Bases 24 to 1670 code for a protein of 548 amino acids.